This is a messenger RNA of Mus caroli (Ryukyu mouse), 3069 nucleotides long. RefSeq names its product clavesin 2 (gene Clvs2). NCBI's taxonomy places the organism in Eukaryota, Metazoa, Chordata, Mammalia, Rodentia, Muridae. Gene Ontology annotation, cellular component: trans-Golgi network; endosome; membrane. The record is from RefSeq and is a predicted model, not a curated record. Gene Ontology annotation, biological process: lysosome organization. Gene Ontology annotation, molecular function: phosphatidylinositol bisphosphate binding.
GUCAUGCACACAAAGCGAGGAGGAGCAUGGGGAUGCUGUGAGGUCAUAGCUGUUCCUCUAGACCAGUUAGAGCUGGACCUGGCUGGGACCUGGGGACCAGAGCAGGCUGAACUUGGGGCUUGGAAUAUUUGAAUGUCUCCCAAAAUUCGUUCCUACCCCUAAGAGGCAGAGAGAGGAGCGGAGAGCAUGUGUGAGCGCCUACAACGCUAGGAGCUCUCUUCUGGGAUAAUCAAGAGUUGGGAUGAGCCGGAUCCUCUUUUAGCAGCAGCGGGCUCAGGAGUGGCUGCGGCAGCCCCAGGGGCGCGCGGGACCCAGUCGCUCUGGGGGCAGUGGAACAGACCCUGCGGGCCGCGCCGUGCUACCGCUUAGGAGUACAAAGGAAAGAAAGCAGACAGCAGUGAGGAGAACCGGAGGCCAGAGUGUGGUGUGGAGGUGACAAGUACCAGGUAUAUUGUUGGACACACAAAGAGAGAAUCAGAGUAGACAGCUUGGAUACAAGGGGACAAUGACUCAUUUGCAAGCUGGUCUCUCUCCUGAGACUUUGGAAAAAGCUCGCCUGGAACUCAAUGAGAACCCAGACACUCUGCACCAGGACAUCCAAGAAGUAAGGGACAUGGUCAUCACUAGGCCGGACAUUGGCUUUCUGCGCACCGAUGACGCUUUUAUCUUACGCUUCUUGAGGGCCAGGAAAUUUCAUCACUUCGAAGCUUUUCGCCUCUUGGCCCAAUACUUUGAGUACCGGCAGCAGAACCUGGAUAUGUUCAAAAGCUUCAAGGCCACUGACCCUGGCAUCAAGCAGGCACUGAAGGAUGGCUUUCCUGGGGGCCUGGCCAAUCUGGACCAUUAUGGGAGGAAGAUUUUAGUCCUUUUUGCUGCCAACUGGGAUCAGAGCAGGUACACACUGGUGGAUAUUUUGCGUGCCAUCUUACUUUCUUUAGAAGCCAUGAUUGAAGAUCCAGAGCUUCAAGUAAACGGAUUUGUUUUGAUCAUAGACUGGAGUAAUUUCACCUUCAAGCAAGCUUCUAAGCUUACUCCAAACAUGCUGCGACUUGCAAUUGAAGGUCUUCAGGACAGCUUCCCAGCAAGGUUUGGAGGAAUUCAUUUUGUCAAUCAACCUUGGUAUAUCCAUGCCCUGUACACUGUGAUACGCCCAUUCCUGAAAGAGAAGACUCGGAAAAGGAUAUUUUUGCAUGGUAACAACCUGAACAGUCUACACCAACUAAUUCAUCCUGAGAUCCUACCUUCUGAGUUUGGAGGAAUGUUGCCCCCAUAUGACAUGGGUACAUGGGCACGAACCCUGCUAGACCAUGAGUAUGAUGAUGACAGUGAGUACAACGUGGAUUCCUAUAACAUGCCUGUGAAGGAAGUGGACAAGGAACUCUCCCCCAAAUCCAUGAAGAGAUCUCAGUCAGUAGUGGACCCUACAGCACUGAAACGAAUGGAUAAAAGUGAAGAAGAAAACAUGCAGCCUUUACUUGCUCUGGACUGAGAACUUCUCCACCCCUACUCCAUGGAUUAAAAAUGGGAGGUCCUGGCUUUCAGCAACAGGGACAACACUGUGGGAUUGACCUGCUGGAAAACUUUACUCAUGUUCACAUAGCAUAAUGCACAUGACAUCUGGCUUUCACAUUUGCCUAAACCAUGGGUGCCCUGGGCUAGAUUUUAAAAAGUCAAUAAUUUAUUCUGUAAGUGCCAAGUUCUUUGUAAAUACAAUAUUGUGGUCACAUCUAGUUUGUAAAUUUUGUUAGUAAUUUAGUUUGGGAAAGUUUGACUCACAUGUUUGAGACAGUGAUAUGGACUACAAUAAGAAGCUUAAGGACAUGUAACCUAUAAAAUUUAAUUAACUGUAUCCCUGUUUCCUAUGAAGCCAUAUAUCUGCUAUCAUAGUGAUUAUUUCAAUAUUUUCCUACAAAACACUGUCAUUAUUCAAAUAUACUUGGGUCAUAGCAAGGUUAAUUAUCUCCGGGAAAUUGUUAUUAUUAAUGUUUUCCUGCUUAGUAAUUUUUGUUUCAGAGGAACUUUUCUGGAAACAUCACUGGCUGCAUUCUGAAGAAAGAGAGUAGCCGAUGAGCUGGAAAACCAAACCAAAUGGGAGAUCAUCUCCGUUGUGUGAUUUAGAGUUUUUUUCAAGAAAAUGUUUUUUCCCAAUUAAGAUGAGGAAUUCUAAAAAAGAAUGGGUUUUUUUGUUUUUGUUUGUUUGUUUUUGUCUAAACGAUUGUCUUAACAAUGUUCCUUUACUUAAGUUGCCAUUGUAACCCCUAUCUGAUAUACUUUAGAUUAUAUUUUCACCCAAAGUAAAUGAGAGUUAGUUCCUGAAUCAUUUUGACAGACAAUUUUGCACAUAAAAUUUGUCACUUACAGAUGAGGGCUAAUUUCAGAUCAUUGUGGAAGUGUUGAAAAUAUAAAUAAUUACUUACAACUUAUAUAGUUUUAUUGACUUCUAAUAAAUUCUUGAUAUGACAGGCUUUGAGAUGUCAUGGAAAAUAAUUAUUGGUGACAUAAAUAGAAAUGAAACCAUUAGAUAGACUUCAAAACACAUACUCAAGGGAUUUUAGUACACCAUAAAAUGAAAUCUUGAUUAUCUGUCAUUUUUAUUAGAUAUUUUGUCUAUUUACAUUUUAGAUUUUUACCCCCUUUCCUCAUUUCCAUUCUGAAAACCUCCCUAUCCCAUCACCCUCCUGCCCACUAACCCUCCUAGUCCUGCUUCCCUGACCUGGCAUUCCACUACACUGGGACAUUAAGCCUUCACAAGACCAAGGGUCCCACUUCUCAUUGCUGUCCCAAAAGGAAAUCCUCUGCUACAUAUGCAUCUGGAGCCUUGAGUCUCUCCAUGUGUACUCUUUGGUUGGUUUAGUCCCUGGGAGCUUUGAUUAGUUCAUAUUAUUGUUCCUCCUAUGGGGCUGCAAGCACCUUUAGCUCCGUUGGUCCUUUUUUGAGUUCCGCCAUUGGGGACCAUGUGCUCAGGUCAAAGGUUGGCUGAGAGUGUCCACCAAUGAAUCUGUCAGGCACUGGCAGAACCUCUCAGGAGACAGCUAUAUCAAACUCAUGUCAGCAAGCACUUGUUGGCAU